AUUGGUUUUUAUCGUUUCUGGCUCUACCCUCCUGUAAUCCAAGUUGUCUUAUUUCAUCUCUGCCUGUUUCCCAUCCAGACUAUUCUGACUGUUCCAGUAGAUUUGUGGGUUAUUUGGGAUCCACGUUUUCUGCUUGCAUCUCACUGUUUUCUCUCAAACAUUGACAAGAAUAUACAUAUAUGGGAAUACCAGAGGAUAGUAUAUCUAUACAUAUAAUAUCUUUGAGAAUUUAAAGCCUGAAGAGACAGAAUAUAAAGGAACCACUGCCUGCCUGGCCUCUAUAUGUGGUAUAGAAUUAAGAAGUCAUAGACAUGGAUUGUGCAAGAGUUUAUGCCCUUCCUGUUUUGUUGGAUGUCAUAAUUCUUGACAGGGUUUCCAGGAACCAGUCUGCUCUAUCCGAUGGGUGUGUCCCCCUGUGCAGAGAGUGUCACUAGUUCUCUGUGUGUGGAUGUGGAGAUCUGGCACAAAUCAUUGUCAUGGGCCUUGGGGCUGCUCUUCUUGGAUUUGUGUGUUUAAUAGAGCAGAGGAUCUGGGCACACUAUGGACCAUCUCCUUAUCUUUCAAUCUGGGCAGUACCAGGAACUGUGAUUUCCACAGGCAGUACAGUGACUGUCUUCUGCAGGUCCCCUCCAGGAGUGACCAACAUGCGUCUACAGAAUUAUUUACACAAUGAAAUAUGGUAUGAUAAAACCCCACAGGGAGACCAGGAGGUUUUUGAGUUCAGUCUGCAGAAUAUCAUACACACCCAUGCUGGGAUUUACUACUGUUACUAUUACAAUGGAGGCAAAUGGUCACAAACUAGUGACAAAUUGGAGUUGAUUGUGACAGGUGCUUACAAGGAGAAACCAUCUCUUACUAUUGAUUCAGGACCCCAGGGAUUCUCAAAAAGAAAUGUGACCCUGGUCUGUCACACACAUCAUUUCUUUGACCUCUUCAUCCUCUGCAGAGAUGGAAAUGCUUCCUUUCCUCGGAACUGCUUACAACAGGACCAUAACACAUUCCUCAUCUCCCCUGUGAGCCCAGGGUACAAGAGGACCUACAGAUGCUUUGUAUCUCCCAAAGUCAAUUCCUAUUUGUGGUCAUUGCCUAGUGACCCCCUUGAGCUUUUAAUCCCAGGUCCAUCUGUGUCUCCCAUUGUGGUUUGGGUCACAGUUGCUGCUGUCUGCUUUCUCAUCUUCUUCCUCCUCCUCAUCUACCUCUGCCAUCAUUGGGCUAAAUGCAAGACCAGCAGUGCUAAGACCAGGACCCAAGUGAAAUAUAAGAGCUCCAGCCCAGCCAUGGACACCGAUGAAAAAAUUAAAUGUAAGGUGGAGUGUCUCUGAGGAAAGUGAUGCUUGUGGAACUUAGUAGGCUUUCAUGGAAGAGCAGAAGAGGUGUGGGGUGGGGUGCCAUUCUGCUGUGUGAUGUUGCUGUCUUUCCCUAGGAUUCUGUUGGUCAUUUGUGAAAUAUAAAAUACAAAUCUAUAUAGUUUAAAGGCUCAUGUGGAAGAGGCCCACUCUCUCAACUUUCCUUUCAGAUGACGAAUUGGAAUGCAUUCAGCCUGAGAACUGCUGCCAGGCGGACACAAAGGUGAGCUUUCCCUACCUUCCUGCUCUCAUUUUCUUAAAUCCUACCUUGGUAUUUUCUUCAUAAUUUGUGUCUUAUGAUAGAAGUUGUCUGCAGUAGAAGACUCAAAGGAGGUGACUUAUGCCCAACUAUGCCAAGAGAUCUUCCUGGAGAACAUGGAUUCACUUCCCUCCAAUACUCUUCACCACAUGUCUACACAGACCUGUGUGUAUGCCACACUCAGAUUAUCCCAAGAGGAGAGCCAGAGCUAGCAAUGAAGUGUGAAGCUAUUUCUUCAGCAGAGGGAGGUGACAUGAAUGAAGCUUCUCAUGUUCUUCAACUUAACCCAUCGCCUUGGAGCUCCAAUGAACUCAAGUGUAGAGAAGCUUGUUAACUGUGAAGGAACUCUGGAGCUUAUAGACGUCACUCAGCAACCUUCCAAUUCCUUGUGAUUUUCUCAUUCACUUGCUUGUAUACCUGUCAGAUGUGUGCAGAUGACUCUUUCCUUUGGCUCACAUUAACUUAGUAAGACAUGGUUUCCAUCAUCUACUGAAAGAGGCAAGUGGUAUAAUGUGAAAUC
Rattus rattus (black rat) is the source of this 2125-nucleotide messenger RNA. Its product is annotated as leukocyte immunoglobulin-like receptor subfamily B member 4. The transcript is spliced from 7 exons. The record is from RefSeq and is a predicted model, not a curated record. NCBI's taxonomy places the organism in Eukaryota, Metazoa, Chordata, Mammalia, Rodentia, Muridae. Bases 477 to 1322 code for a protein of 281 amino acids.